This is a messenger RNA of Bombina bombina (fire-bellied toad), 6124 nucleotides long. It is a transcript of the gene TAX1BP3, whose product is annotated as Tax1 binding protein 3. The transcript has 4 exons. Gene Ontology annotation, molecular function: protein binding. NCBI's taxonomy places the organism in Eukaryota, Metazoa, Chordata, Amphibia, Anura, Bombinatoridae. The record is from RefSeq and is a predicted model, not a curated record. Bases 113 to 493 code for a protein of 126 amino acids.
UGUCUUCAGUUUAUGGGGGUUGUUACAUUAAUCAUGAGGCUGGGCGUGGCUGAGGCCCGGACUCGCUUUGUCUUGUGCGGGCGGUGCCGCAUAGCUCAGAGUAGCUGAAGCCAUGUCUUACAUUCCAGGACAGCCAGUGACCGCCGUGGUGCAACGAGUUGAAAUCCAUAAACUGCGCCAAGGGGAGAACUUGAUUCUCGGCUUUAGUAUAGGAGGAGGUAUUGACCAGGAUCCGUCACAGAAUCCGUAUUCUGAGGACAAAACCGAUAAGGGUAUCUAUGUCACACGGGUAUCAGAGGGAGGACCGGCUGAGGUGGCUGGGCUACAGAUGGGAGACAAAAUAAUGCAGGUAAAUGGAUGGGAUAUGACCAUGGUUACUCAUGAUCAGGCAAGAAAACGCCUUACCAAGAAAAAUGAAGAAGUUGUUAGGCUUCUAGUAACUAGGAAGUCCUUGGAGGAGGCUGUAAGACACUCCAGGUCAAUGAGACCUUGAAGACCCAACUUUUGACAUCAACAUCUGAAUCUCCUGUUUUCCUAACUGAAGGAAAAUCCAUAGGGGUUAACUACCAUGAGCCAGAUACACACCAAUAUAGCUUCUUGUGGUCAAUGGAGUAAAGCAGAAGUCCUACCCAUGAUAUUCACCCAACACACAUUUUUUUAGGCAAAUCAUUCAAACAUAAUGAUCUUACUUGUUCAGCUUUUGGCAUAAAGAAAAGGUACAUUCUGCAAAUUUUAAAUAUUUGGAUGUGUUAUAAACAACGUAGUUAUUAUAUAUGUUACAAUUGUGAAAAGAUGACUUUAUUUAAAUAGUGCAUUUUAAUAGUGGUCUAAUAUGUACGCAUGUGCAUUCAGAGGUUCUAGAUGACUCCAAAGGCAGAAGAAGGUUGGCUGCUCACUUUGUUCGGUUCUUUUUGGAGCCAGGUUUCUUUUUGUUAAAGUGCAAGACACUAAGAUCUGAAUUUGCACAGAUCUUAGUGUUGCACUUUUACUAGAAGAAAUCUGUCUCUGAAAAGGGCUAAACACCGCAAUCAGCCGCCACCUUCUGGAUUCAAAGGCAUCUGAUACCUCCAAAUGCACAUGCCUACUAUUCACAUUUGUGGAUUUUUUGGCUAGAUGUCAUCCUGAAAUCCUGAAUAUCACUUGCUCUCUGUGUUCAUACAAAGAUUUAUUACCUGUAUGAACUAAUUCUCUGCACUAAAUGCAACUCUAGGAUUUAUAACAGUAGGUUAAUGUCCCAAAGACAAGCUUGAGCAGAUACUUUAAAUAAUAUUUGCUGACCAUCAAAGUCGCUGACAUUUGCAGUGUACUCUGGAAAUAGUUUCCACAAGUUAAUGUAAAAGCUAUAUGGUUUUCAGUUGUGAGCAGUUCAAGAAAAUUAUCUGUAGCCUUUGUUGUGUAAAUUGAAAUUGCAAUGCCACUUUAAGUACAUUCUAUAUUCCUUUCUUUGUGAUAUAAUAAUGCCCAAUUAAACAGAUGUAAUGGUGAUCAGGGCACACUUAGACAACAUUAUACAUUUUUACAUUGUCUGUUUUCUUUCAUAAAAUGGUGAGAAUCCAUGGGAUAUGGGAGUGUAAUACCACGUGGUGAUCUUGUGUGCGCUUACCAUCAUGGAAUAAAUGAAUUCAUCAUGUAAGCAUACCUUACGUUUUUCUUGGACCACAAUGCCAUCAUAACAUUCUUUGUGUAGUAGAUUAACUGUACAUAGCAGGUUACAUUUUCUGACUUCGCAUUAACCAGCCCCUGAAUGUAAACUUGAUUUAACGGGCGUAUAUCUAAUGGAAGCUUUUUCUAAUUAAUUUCAAUACAUUGAUUACUGUGCUCUGAAUUGGGUUUUUAUUAGAGGGGCAUUCUAGUGUAAAAUUACAAUGCCCUAUUUUGUUUUUCCUUUACUAUUUGUGUAACCACUGCAUAAUAGUUAAAUACAUAUUGCAAGUUGUGCUACUGUGCCCCCCCCCCAGGUGAAGGUGUACAGCUGGUGAGUCAAUCAGGAGUAGGCAUACCUAAGUAUGCUUCAGUCAGUGGCUCUUACCUUAUAUUGAGCAGAAUGCGUGUGUAACUUUUUGAAUAGUUUUUUAACUUUUGAAGGAGCUAAACAAAAAGUAAAGAGGAUUAGUUAAAAAAAUAUUAUUUUUAUUUUACUCUAAAAAGUACCUUAAAAUAUAUCAUUAUUGUUUGAAUCUUUCCAUUGACUGAAAGACCUGCUUGUAUUCUCAGGUUCAUAUGUAUAAAAACAUACAUAUGCCGUAACCUUUGUUUGCAAGAUAUUAAUUAUCCCGUUUUUGAAAAAAAGAGCGAGCAGAAACUGAAGUCUUACAACCACUGAGGAAAUGUCUUUAUCAACCCCCUAAUGACUGCUAGGUAUCAUGUACGUCGCUGGUCGUUAAGGGUUUUCUUGUUACUAAUAGUGCUGGUCCUGCCACUAAUUAUACCCUCCCUUCAGGUCACUGGAACACAAUCCCCAUAGAAAUAAAAAAGACUUUAACUUUAUAGUUUUCUCUGAAAUUAUACAGUUAGUUGAGCAACUAAGGAUUUAUGGGCUUUUCUACAUAAAAAUAUAAAUACAUUCACAGUUUGCAAAGCUAUUCGCUUUAGACACAUUUAGAAAUUUCCAUGUCCCUUUUUUAAAGACCCAUCACCGUACAAAAUAAUGUAAUGAUACUUUUAUUGUAAAACUGGAGCUGUGUAUAAGGUGUUAAUCUGUUGUUGACCUCUGUGUUUGUAUCAAGCAAAGCAUCUGAAUGCCUGACAUUUUAACCCAUAUAUACUUGGACCAAAUGAGUUUUCCUAAGGACCAAUUCAUUAAAAAACUGGAAAUUGUAGGAUUAUUAUUGGAGCAUGCUGUCAAUCGCUUUUUCUUUGAAAAACUCAUGCCCUCAAUGAUAUAAAAGUGCGCUGUGAAACCGUUAUUGGCAUUACUCAGUGCUAAAGACAGCACUGUACCAAAGAAAAGGAAUUGUAAUAUUUUUAUUGUUGUCAUCUUGCAUGUAAUUUAUUUUCUUAGUGACUAACGCUAAAUCCCUUCUGCAUAGCGUAAUAGUGCGUGAUUCGGUAAUAAACACUAAGUGCCACCUUACAGUGGUGUGAUGUGUCUUCGACUGUGUCGUGCCAACAAAUAUGAUUUUGAUCAAGCAUAACUCUAAAAAGCCUUUGUUGUUUUCCGCACAGUAUAGUACCUUUUUUGUAAUCUUAUUACAUUUUACAUAGAAGUGAGUAGAUUAUACCUAUAAUGCUGCAAAUGGCCUUCUAAUGCUUAUGUAAUUUGUUUCUUUAGACUGUUUAUAAUGAUUUGAUAUUUGUCAUAGACAAUAUAAGAACAUUUCUAUACUAGCCUAUUGUCUCUUGGAUGUAUUACAAUGUUUUGCACAUUUAAUUGCUCCUGUUUCCUUCUGUAAUCCAGAACUCAUUGUCACAGCAGGACAGUAUUUUUUUUAUAUUUAUUUUGCCAUAUAGUUUCUCUAGUGCCAUUUUACAAAUGAGCACUUCUCGUAGCAUUAUUUCUAAAGUGGCAAAAGGGAGGGGGGGGGUAGAAAGGAAAUCGGCAAGUCAAAUUCAGAUUGAAAUGGAACAUUCAAAGCAGGUGAAUUAACAACAGAAAAGCAGCAGCUGUGUUCCUAGACAAACAUAUUCAUGCUGUGCACAAGUCCAUACCAUUUCAGUAUGUACUGGAACAUUUUUCAGAUACCUUGAACAUUAUUACUUGAAAUUGUACUUGCCACUUGAGGGCUGAAAUUCUUUGUACUUUGAAACUAUUCCUAUGGCAAUGUGAGCUUUCUGAAAUCUGUAGUUUUGCUCCUGUUGGGUAUAAAUGCCUGUGAUUGCAUUGAAAAAUGUAAAAUACAAUUGGAAAAAGUGCAAAAAUAGUUAGCCUUAGGCAAGUGCUCUUAAAGGGAAAUAAAACCGCAAAGACAGUGAGAUUAUUUAAAGCACGAGUACUACGAGACACCCCUACAGGUCAGACAACAUCAUUUUGUGCCAGUAUUAUCUGGCUCAACGCUUAUCAACUGCUUUGUUAAAGGUGGUGUUGGAUCCAAUAGAGAGGAAUAAAGCCUGUGUGGUUUACUCUAUAAUAGAAGGGAAAAAAAUAAAAUUAGCUGCACCAAUGAAGAGUUAGUGUAGAAUUAACAUAAGCGUAUACAGUUGCAUGGCAGGCACACUGCAGAACAAGAAUCAUAUAAUCAUUGUGGUUUUAAUGAAGCACAGUUAGACUGAAAUACUUAGAUUUUUAGAACUGCCACUCACUUUAAAUUGAUGUGCAUUUUUUAAACAUUACUUGAUGUAGAAAACAGUUGCCUUUAACUGUUUAGUACUUGGUUUACGUGUUCGAGUUAACUUGAGCUAUUUUACUUUUUUUUUUCAAGUUGAUUUUUUUUUUCAUGUGAGUUUUAAUUCACUACACUGUCACUUUAAGAAUAUUGUACAUGCUGUAUCUUUUAAGGACACAAACUUAUUGCAUCAUUCCAGUACUGCAGUCUUAUGCAGAGUACAACAUAUGACCCCAUAAUAAGACUUUCAUAUAAAUUGCUCAGACUUCAUGAUAAUAAAAAUUACUUUUAUAAAAGAGAUACGUAAGAGGUAUAUCCAAGUAGUCGCUUCUGAUGGAUAUACAAUACUUUGUUCAGAACUAAUGUUGUGUGAGGAGUGAUGGAGUGAUGUUGGGGGAUGAACAGACCAAAGAUUAAAAAGAAAAUGCAGAAAAUGUGUGAAAACUCGUUGGCUCCUUAUGUCCAGAGAAGUCUUGGACUUAGACAUUUUUAAGGUUGUUAGCUUAUGUUAACCCGUAACGUUGGUAGGACGUUCCAUGCCGUCCUAAAAGCACAGGGCUUUAAUGCCGUUUGGUUAGCACGUUCCAUGCCGUCCCAUCUGGCAUCCUUCAGCCUCCUGCGCUUUUAGAAUGGGAAUUCAGACUAGGGGGCAUGCCUAGCAUCGUUGGCAGUCCUUCAUGAUCUGAUCCCACCCUUGAAAUCACGUGAUCGCAUAGACGAUCGCGUGAUUUUAUUUUUAAAGCAAGUGUUUACAUUGAAACUUCAAUCUUUAAACACUUGGCCCCAGCAUGAAGGGGUUAAAGGGUUAUGAUAAUCAUAUGCUAAAUCAGUUGCACAUGAUGCAGCAUGACUGUAAAAAUCUGACUAGAAAUUAUCAGAUGAACAUCUCUAUGUAAAAAAGAAAGAUAUUUUACCUCAAAAUUUCUUCACCUUACGAGAAUAAGUGAUCUGUUAUUCAGAAUUACUGUUAAUGUAAUCUGAAUGGUGGGGGGAAAACAUGAGCCAAUCCGCUUCAUCAGUGAUGAGUUCACACUUUACUGUGACAUAACGGGAUUUUACAAACUUGCACACUCCCUUGAAAGUCAUGGGACAAGCAUCCUGAUUGGAUACUUAAAGUCUCUUUUCAACAAGAUGUGGCUGGCUACUGAGGAAAUUUAAGGUAAAAAAAAAAAAUAUAUAUAUAUAUAUAUAUAUAUAUAUAAAUUUUUUUAACAUAUAGAUGUUUAUGGGAUAUUUACUUUUUAGCUUUUUGCAGAUAAAACAUUUGGGCAUCUUGUCCCUUUAUGCCUUAGUUUGGGUUGAGUUGAAGGAAAGUGUUAUCUCUCAAUAAUAUUCACCCUUAAAUGUUUUUUUGUGACUAAAAGUUUGUGAUUUAUAUAUUACUUACCAAAAUAGUUGAAUUUACACUAAUGGGCCUUUUUUCUGUUUAGUUAACGCUCUUGCUAUACUUUUAUGACCAGGUAUUAUAUAUCAAAUCACAUUCCUGAUUGAAUGGGCAUAACCGUAAGAGUUCUCUGUAUGUUGCUUGGGAUGUGGAUGCAAAAUUAUUUUAUACUUUGUAAAUGUUAGGGAAAUACCUUAUUCUGCUUUUUAUAUAUGGUCAUGUUGACUAAUUAAACCACUAUAUGUAGAUUUGUCUUCAUCUUUUAUAUUAAAAAAAAAAAAAAAACACUGUACAGUUUUGCAAUAUUUGUCACUAUAUACACAUGUGAAGUGUUUUCAUGGAAUUCAUUGGUUUGGCACAGUAAGCACAGAAACUGCUAUUGUGCACAGCUUGUCUCAAUAACAAUGUAUGGUAGCUAUUGCUGGAAAUGUUUGUAUUUUCACACAAAACUAAAUAAACACAAAACUGGAUUUCUAAA